CUAUGCCGCCCUGACAGACAUUAUAGCCACACACAUAUACACACACAGAGAGAUCAACGCUCUGUGUGUGUACCGGCGCGAGGAGGGACCAAAUAUUUUGCCAGAAUGAGGUGGCGACCUUCCAUCGUCGCGGCACGGUCUUACGCAUCUCCUCGAGGCCAAUCCCAUCCAGCCAAUGUGUCGCGAUAUCCCAAAAGAUGUCCUGCCGAAUACGAAGCACGAGGGCAGAAAUAAGAGAGAAUACUUAAUGUCUAUUACCCUCAGUUUCUAACCUGAUCACAAUAGACGAGUACGAUGGUCUUGAAGUGGUUGAGUGGCAGUCAGAGUGAAGUGUGCGCAGAAGAAAUCUGCACGAUUUUUAUGGAAGAGAUAUGCUGAGUGAAUAAGUAAGGAUUCGUUUUUGUGUGUCUCUGAUCUACCUGUCGAGUAUUGGUAAGGUCGAGCUGCCAGAAGUGCGGCAUGAUGGGUAGGUCUGCAAGGUCAGACCAGGGCACAGUGUAAGCAGGCCUGUCUCAACCCCUGGCCCUGAAUCUCGUUUCGUUAAAGUCCCUAGCAUCCUCAACAAGGUGGUCGUCUGCCGUCUUGUACUGCACCAAUUUUUCGUUUUUCCGGUAUCCGCUGAGCUUGCGCGGCAGCAGCACAUCUUCCUCAUUAUCGAUGAACGCCAACUUGGUGAACAUCGUGUCGAUUGUCCUGUCAAAGUAGACGGACAGUGAACAUAUAAUGAUAUGAGGACAUGCAGUGCCAUGCACAGCAUGUGUCGACACGCAUACGGCACUACGCAUGCAUAUGCCGACCCGAUGUGCAUGUGUAACUCCUGGAAGAGAUAGUAGGUCAGCUCCGUGCCCUGCCCGAGGCCGUGAAUGGGAGCGUGGCAUCCUGAUGCAAGGAAUAGCAAGGAAUGUCACACUGCAGUGUUGCGUGCAUGUAAACGAAGUCUAUGCCACCGAGCAGAACGUCGGGGACGUCGGGAGCGACAGGCGGAGGCCCCUGCCGAGCCAAGCCGAUGGCACUGGAGACAUCGUGGCGGCGCCAGCCCAGAGUCACUGGGAGGCAGGUCAGCAGUGUCACUAGCAAGGCCGGCACAUACAAGGCCGCCAAAGCAACACAAUGAUGGGGCGACAU
Molecule: messenger RNA, 1125 nt
Organism: Vitrella brassicaformis
Lineage: Eukaryota; Vitrellaceae
Source: the annotation of a GenBank genome assembly